Saccostrea cuccullata (small rock oyster) is the source of this 574-nucleotide messenger RNA. RefSeq lists its product as uncharacterized. The transcript has 4 exons. Bases 18 to 518 code for a protein of 166 amino acids. Lineage: Eukaryota; Metazoa; Mollusca; Bivalvia; Ostreida; Ostreidae. The record is from RefSeq and is a predicted model, not a curated record.
AGCAAAUUUGUGAAACAAUGCGUUCAGAUGCAUUAUUUUGUUUAUUGUACUUGUUUGUUGUAACCUCUGUUGUCCUUGGUCAAAAAAGAAGAGAAAACAGAAGAGACAGACAUCCACUCGUCAGUUCUGGCCGAACGAGAGGUCAAAUCACUGGAACAUUGCAAAGAAGAAAUAAUGGAAGGAAUCUGGAAACUAAUAGAGAUCAAAUACGGAGAAGAGGAAGAAAUCACAAUAAAAGACACAGAAAAAAUAAUCCUAGCCCCAACGUAAAUCAGGAAACGGCAUUUUCCCCCCAAGUCGACGUAAUGGAAACCAUCAUUCUACCCACAGUGUGUAAAAAAUGUAAAAGGAAACAUCCAACUUUUCAAACUUGUAAAGCCAUUUGUCCUGAUUUAGCUACAGAUGACGCGGACAGACGGUUCCUCGGAGAUCAAUACUGCUCCUUCUGUGAAUAUUACCGCUCCAGGAGGAGCUAUUAUCAGCUAUGCAGAAAUCGAUUUUGCGCUUCUGGAAGAUAAAGAUUCAAACACCGAAACCCAAAAACAAGGAACUGAUAAAUCAGCGGUUAGAUAAA